GAACCACGUUUUUGAGCCGACUCCCGACAAUCCUGCAGCAAAUGCGAGCCCCUGAAUUAUUGAUGAUGUGAACCUUUCGAUGGAACCGAUGGGACACUCCGAUAAUGGGGUCAAGGCACAGACCAUAUUUCGGUUAUGACAUUUUUGGUCAUUAUGCAUAUGCUCGAAAUAAGUCGAGUAAUUGUGGUUCGAAAAGGCUGAAACCCAAAUUGAUCCAUACCUCAAUUAUUAAAUCAUCAAAUAAUUAAAGAUUUAUGUACAUGUUCCCAUACUUAAGCCAUUUCAAGAUAUUUCAAAUAUGUUGCUAUAAAAUUGGAGACAUUAAAAUGCAAUGAAAAAAACUUUUUUAAAAAAUGUAUAUGUAUAUGCUCAUCAAUUUGAUUUGAAGAUAACCCUUUUUCGCAAAUGGUUUUUUCUAGCUUAUCCUUAUCAACUCUUUGUUAUACUGCCUGAUAAGUCAGAAACAGAUUAUUUCAGAUUUCAAUGGGAAUACAAAGGUGCAAUUUUUUAGUUUACAUUAUUUAUGAGCAGUCAAAAUGCUUGCACUGAAGGCCACUCAUCAUAUACUCCUCCUUCUCCUGAUCCUCCUGGUAACAGGCCAAUGUUUUGCCAUUGUUUGCUAUCACUGCGAUUCCAUUGCCCUGCCUGAAUGUUCGCAGACCCUUGGAGAGGUGGGAGUACUUCCCUACCUGGAUUGUCCGACGGAGCUGACGUGUGCCAUGUCCAUUGUGGACACCAUCACAUAUCGCGGCUGCGGAGCUGAAACCCCAAUCACCGGAGCAACUUACUCAAAGAGAUGCUCCUCGAACUUGUGUAAUGCCGGUGUCUAUCCCCCUGGACGGCUCAAGUGCCAUCACUGUGCUGGACAGGAUUGCGUGGCAGCUCCAGGGGCAAAACCAAAACCCUGUCGCUAUCAUCUGGAAGAGGAUCAGUGCUACACGGAUGUUAUAAGUUCAACCGAAGCCUACAGGGGUUGUGUCUCCGAGCAGAAUCACACGCUGUCCAGUGCCGCCAAACUGUGUGAAAUCAAUGGCUGCAAUGAUGAUCAGGGAGCUUGGACACAAAUCUGCGCCAAGUGCGAUUCUGCAGACGGCAGGGGCUGUAAGAUGGAUCUCUUCCAGGUGAACACGGGCAGGUGCAAUGUGAGCCUGUACGAGGAGUGUCAGCAGCAGGUUCUGUUGGGCGAACCAGAGGAUAAGUACUGCUUUAGCUUUCAACUAAGCCGCGUGGUUAGAGGCUGCUCGACGAUAAUGCCUGCAGAUCUAGUACCCUAUGGGGAGGAACUGGAAAAGUGUAGAACUGGAGACAACUGCAAUGCAGGCUGCAUUACUAGGCAGAAGUGUUUGACCUGUAACUCUGUGGAUCAGGAACUUUGCAGGACGAAUGUGACCGCUAUAAGUAACAGCACUUGCGGCUCCGCUGAGGCUUCCUCCUGCUUCACCUGUGAGUACUCCAACUGGAGUAUCCAAAGAGGAUGUGGAGCAGCACCAACAAACCCAGGAAUCCUCAAAUGCUACGAAUGCGACGAAGAAGAUGGAUGUAAUCGUAAGGAUUUCACACGCUGCUACCAAUGCAGCACGGGUCAAGCGGGAGCAGGCUGUGCAAAUUGGGAGAGGCCAGGGGAAAUAUACAUCGAGGAAUGUGUUGAGCCGGGAACAUCGUGUCUGGUUGUUUCCUAUAGAAACGGUACUACUUCAAGGGGUUGUGAAAAAGCGAACUUCAACUGCAAUUCAGAAAAUGCGGCCAACUGCCGUUCCUGCCAAGGAAGCUUCUGCAACAAAGGAGCCUUUCCGGAGGAGCGUCUCUGGUGCCAUCAGUGUGCAGGAGUGCAGGAUUGUGAGGAGAUCUCAAGGGGCCAAACUGCACUACCUUGUCCUGUUCAAGCCAACGAACCAAGCAAUCAAAAAUUGGCCUGUUUGGAGUACUUCGACACCCACAGCCAGCAGAUUGUAAGAGGAUGUCGUUCCAAUCCGGAGCUGUACUAUGAAUGCCUUUUGAGGAGUAACCACCAUGAUAGUUGCCGCAUCUGUCACAGUCAUGCCUGCAAUAAUAGUCCUGGAAAGGAGUUGAGAGCAGGAUAUGAGCUAGAGGCCAAAGCAAUGGCAUUGCUACAGGUCAGAAGUUCCGGAAACUCCUUUAAAGACUCCAAAGUGGGUUGCGGGUUUUGGUUGAUCCUAAGCGUUAUUUAUAUGUUAACUUUCUGAGGCUACAAGAAAAAUAAAUACUUGUCACAAGAUUCAUUACAAUCCGCCAAUGAUAUCCAAGUGGUUGUUCUUUAGCGUUAUUUAUCUUGUAACUUGCGGAGACUAUAAA
Molecule: messenger RNA, 2313 nt
Organism: Drosophila gunungcola (fruit fly)
Lineage: Eukaryota; Metazoa; Arthropoda; Insecta; Diptera; Drosophilidae
Source: RefSeq, a predicted model, not a curated record